Hydractinia symbiolongicarpus is the source of this 1767-nucleotide messenger RNA. RefSeq names its product PIN2/TERF1-interacting telomerase inhibitor 1-like. Gene Ontology annotation, cellular component: nucleolus. Gene Ontology annotation, biological process: regulation of ribosome biogenesis. Lineage: Eukaryota; Metazoa; Cnidaria; Hydrozoa; Anthoathecata; Hydractiniidae. The transcript is spliced from 7 exons. Bases 136 to 1737 code for a protein of 533 amino acids. The record is from RefSeq and is a predicted model, not a curated record. Gene Ontology annotation, molecular function: telomerase inhibitor activity; nucleic acid binding.
GUUGCUUUCAUAAUGGGGUCCUUUAAAAAUAUGGCGGUGAUGUAAACACACGUUUUACCCUGCUUCCAUCAUUUAUUAACCAUAAACCCUGUAGCUACUUGGUUGUUGUAAUUGUACCAAUAUUUUCAAAGCAAGAUGAGUAUGCUAGCAGAACCUAGAUCUCGUCAAAAGUGGAGCGACGAUCCAAGAAACACUAGAUGGGCAAAUGAUAAAUCAAAGUUUGGUUAUCAAAUGCUAACAAAAAUGGGAUGGUCUGAUGGCAAGGGUCUUGGGCAGAAGCAAAAUGGAGCUGUAUCCCACAUCCGAGUAAGGAAAAAUAGAAGUAAUGCAGGCAUUGGUUCAAAACAUUCUCAUGAUGAUGAUUGGAUCUCGCAUCAAAACGAUUUCAAUGAUUUGCUAAGUCAGUUAAAUAAAGGUUCUGGUGGCAGCUCCAACAAAAUUCAAAGUUUGGAAGAUAAAGUAAAGUCUUCAAAGAAAAAGAUAUUAUAUACGAAAUUUGUCAAGAGUAAAGAUCUGUCAAACGCAUCAAGUCAUGAUUUGGCCUGCAUAUUUGGACAGCGAAGUAAAUCGGCUCCAGCCACGCCUCAGCUAAGUGAUGAGGAAGGAAACGUUUCCGACACCAGUGCAGCUUUGUGUCCUGUCACUGACGCGGCACAGACCACGCAAGAGCAUGGUAUCACCACGGUUCAUUCCGGUGUAAGCGUGGCGGAUUAUUUCGCUAAAAAGAUGGAGGCGUUGGAGAGAGCAAGAAACAAUAAAUCCAGUGAAGUACUUCUACCUGUUGGGGAAGAUAAGAAUAAUGUGAUCAACGAUGAUGCUGCGAACAUUAUCAGUAAAAAGAAAAGUGUAGAAGAUGUAAAAGAAGAUGUUGAAAGUGAGGAGAAAUUACCCAAUGCAGAAAGCGAUAGCGAGUUUAUUAUGAUGAAAAUUAAAAAGAAAAAGAAACGUGAUGUUGAUAAAGAGCUUGGAAGAAGCGAUGAGAAUAAUGUCAAUGAAAAUAUUGAAAGUAAAGAAAGUUUGAAAAAGAAAAAGAAAAGGAAAAAGAAAAAUGAACGUGAGGUUGAUGAAGAAAUAGAAGAGAGUGAUGGCAGCAAUCAAAAGGAAAUCAAUGACGAACUUAAAAGUGAGGAAAGCUUUAAAAAGAAGAAGAAAAAGAAGAAGAGGAGACUUGAUGAGGAGACAGAAAAUAAUAUCGAACCAAAACGAAAAAAAGAGGGAGAAGAGACAUGUGAAAUUAAUUGCGAAGUUGCGAAUGGUGACGAAAAUGAAGUUGUUGAAAAAAAGUCGAAGAAGAGAAGAAAUGUGGAUGAAGUUGGUGUUGUGUUGAUUACUGAACAUGAAAAUGAAAUAAAGAAGGUUAAAAAGAGAAGAAAUGGAUUGAGAAAUGCUGAAGAAUGUGUAGUUAUAGAAGAAGAAGAAGAUAGUACAGAAAAGAGGAAGUUGAAAAAUAAAAUCAAAGUUGUUGAAGUUGAUAGUGACUGUAUUGUUGUAAAUGAAGAUGAUAAAAGAAGUGAUGAUAAGAAAAACAAAAGAAUUAAAUCAAAGACAGUCUUAGAAACAGAUGUUGUGAAGAAUAACAACUCUGUUUCCAUUGAAAUUUUUGAUAGUGAAGAUGAGAAAAAAAUGAAGAAGAGCAAGAAGAAGACUGAGUUAGUCGAAUGUGUGGUUAUAAAUGAUGAUGAAGAAGAAAAUAUAACGAAGAAAAAGAAGAAGAAACGGAAGAAAGUAAACGAAUGAGUCAAUAGCGAAUAUAAUUUUUAUAUAUUA